Messenger RNA from Strongyloides ratti, 2556 nucleotides. RefSeq names its product LP14331p. Gene Ontology annotation, biological process: transmembrane transport. The coding region runs from base 1 to 2556 and encodes 851 amino acids. Gene Ontology annotation, molecular function: ATP binding; ATP hydrolysis activity; ABC-type transporter activity. Gene Ontology annotation, cellular component: membrane. The record is from RefSeq and is a predicted model, not a curated record. The transcript has a single exon. NCBI's taxonomy places the organism in Eukaryota, Metazoa, Nematoda, Chromadorea, Rhabditida, Strongyloididae.
AUGAUUGGUAUUGUUUCACAGGAACCAGUAUUAUUUGAUGGUACAAUAUCAGAUAAUAUUGUUUAUGGUAAAUUAGAUGCUACACAAAAUGAAAUUAAUGAAGCAGCCAGAAAAGGUGAUGCAUGGCAAUUUAUAAGUGCUUUACCAAUGGGUUUUCAUGAAAAAAUAGGAUAUAAAGGUGGAUUAUUAUCAGGUGGUCAAAAACAAAGAAUAGCUAUUGCUAGAGCUGUUAUUAGAAAUCCAAAAUUAUUAAUUUUUGAUGAAGCUACAAGUGCAUUAGAUUUUAAACAUGAAGGUGAUGUACAAAAAGCUAUAGAAAUAGCAAGUAAAGGUAUAACAACUAUAACAAUAGCACAUCGUUUAAAUACAUUAAAAAAUAUGGAUAGAAUAAUAGUAUUAAAUGAUGGUAAAAUUGUUGAAGAUGGUACACCAGAAGAAUUAUUAAAAGCUAAAGGAAAAUAUUUUAGAAUGUAUAUGGAUCAAAAAGUUGAUGAAUUUGAUUUAGAAGCUCAUAUGAUAGAUAAAGGAAUAACAAAAAAUAAAGAAUUAAAACAAAAAUUUUCUAUAGGUAGUUAUGAAAGAAAUAAUUAUAUUAAAAUAGAUCGAUCAAAAUCAAAUGUAGGUGAAAGAAAAAGAUUAGGUAGAAGUUAUUCAAUGAUAAGUACUAAAAGUGAAAAUUUAACAAAACCAAUAACUUUUAAAAGAAAUAGAUUUAAUAAAAGUAUGAGAGGAAAUAUUGUUGAUUUACCUAUAAUGGAAAAUGAAGUAGAAAGAUUGGAGGAAGAUGAAUUACCAGGAAAAAUUACUAAUUUAAAAGCAAUUGGAAAAUUAAUAAUUAAUUAUAAAGAGGGAUUUUUUAUUUUAUUAUCAGCAAUUCCAUUAACAAUAUUACGUGGUAUAUUUUAUUUACUUGUAUGUUUUGAAGUUGCCAGUGUCCUUGAAGUUACAUUAUCUCCUGAUGAUAAAAUAAGUCAAGGAAUUUUUAAUGUUGGAUCAUUAUAUAUUAGUUUAAUAAUUAUAAAAACAAUUUUUGAAGCAUUAGGAAGGUUAAAUGUAGCAAAAUAUGGUCAUGGUUUUUGUAGUUAUUUAAGAUAUAAUAUGUUAAAAAAACUUUUAAGACAUGGAAGUGGAUAUUUUGAUGAAGAUAAAAAUACUCCUGGAAGAUUAGUAUAUAAAUUAAUAAAUGAAACUGCUGUUUUAAAUAGAAUAUUAUCAGAAAAAAUUGAUCUCUUAAUACCAGCAAUUGUAUGUUCAUUAACUUCAAUAUCUAUAGCUAUAUUUAUUAAUUGGAAAUUAGCAUUAUUGUGUUCCUUUCAAUUUCCAGCAUUUUUCUUUUUUAGACUUUUAGAAUUUCGUGAAGCUAAUAAAAGACAAAAAAAUAUGCUUGAUGAAGAAAGAAAAGUUGCCAAUCUUGCUCAUAUGGUAUUAUCAAAUAUUUGUACAAUAAAAGCUUACAAUUUACAAAGACAUUUUAUAAAUAUUUUUAAUGAAGCAUUAAAAAGUUUAGAAAAAGCUAUGAAAUAUCAAAGUAUUAUAAGUGCUAUUGUAUUUUCAUGUCAAUUUAGUUUUUCAUAUAUAAUGAUAGCUAUAACAUUAUAUUUUGGUAAAAAUAUGAUAAUUAAAAAUGAAAUUGAUCCUUUUAAUUAUCUUAGAGUUGUUUUAUUAACACAAUUUGGUGCUAAUUUUAUAAGUCAACUUAUUGCUAGUGUAACAGAUAUUUCAAAGGCACGUAUUUGUUCUGAACAUAUACUUGAUGUAUUAACUGAAAAAGCUGUUGAUAUGGAUAAUAUGAGUGAUGAAGGAUUUAAACCAAUGAUUGUUGGAAGAAUGAAAUUAGAAGAUAUUGAUUUUAGAUAUCCUUCAAGACCAAUAGUUCCAAUAUUAAAAAAUCUUAAUAUAACAUUUGAUGUUGGUAAAAAAAUUGCUAUUAUUGGUACUAGUGGUUGUGGAAAGUCAACAAUUUUAUCAUUAUUACAAAGACUUUAUAUACCAACAAAAGGAAAUGUGAUGCUAGAUAAUUAUAAUAUUAAAACAAUAAAUCCACAAUAUUUAAGAAGAAUGAUUGCUAGUGUUAUGCAAGAACCAGCUUUAUUUAGUUUUACGAUUAGAGAAAAUAUAACAUUUGGUAUACCAGAGGAGUAUGUUUCUAUGGAUAAAGUUAUAGAUGCUGCUAAAUUAGCAAAUAUUCAUGACUUUAUUAUAGGACUUCCAAAUGGUUAUGAAACAAAUGUUGGUGAAUAUAUAAAUAUGAGUGGUGGUGAAAAACAAAGAUUAGCAAUAGCUAGAGCAUUAUUUCGUGAACCAAAAGUAUUGUUACUUGAUGAAGCAACUUCAGCAUUAGAUUUAAUAAGUGAAAAAGCUGUCCAAAAAACAUUAGAAGAAGUUAGAAAAAAGACAACUUGUAUACAUGUAACACAUAAAUUAAGUUCAAUAAGAAAUGCUGAUAAAAUAAUAGUUUUGGUAAAUGGUCAAGUAGCUGAAGAAGGUACACAUCAAGAAUUAAUGAAAAUAGAAGGAUUUUAUUAUGAAAUGGCAAUGCUUCAAAAAAUCGAUUAA